UUAAUGUAUUGGUUGAUACGUCAGAGGCAGAGAAUGUAAAGAAUAAAAGGGUGAAGAAUGGGCUUUAUUUUGUUGAGAAAAUUAAGGGCAUAAAGAGCGAUGAAUUCAGCAAGAUUAAGAAAAUAGACGCAAUUGGUGUUACACUGUAUAAAGUUUCAUUUGAGGAUAUUGAUUCUGCGAACAAAUUUGUUGGCAAUGAAGAGUUGAGGAAUAGGAAAUUGAGGGCAUUUAUCCCAAGAAAUUUCAUUGAGACAUUUGGUGUGAUAAGGGAUGUACCACUUGGCUGGACUGAGGAUGAGAUACUAGAUGGUUUGGUGUCAUCCAGAAAGGUUGCAUCGGUUAAACGCUUCUCCAGGAGGGAUGAGUCUAACACUGGCGUUUUUCAUCCAACAGAGACUGUUAAGGUUGGAUUUCUUGGGGAUGAGCAUCCCCCAUGGGUGAUCUUUGAAAGAGCUGUGCUUGUUGUGAACACAUAUUAUCCGGCUGUCCGGCAGUGCCAUAAGUGUGGCAGACUGGGACAUACGAGAAUGGGAUGUCGUUCUCAGAAGCGUUGUAUCAAAUGUGGAAAGGAUGAGAGUGGGUGUGAUGGACAGUGCAAUGUCAGAAGGUGCAUUUUGUGUAACUCUGAUGGGCAUAUUGCCAAUGAUAAAGAGAAGUGUCCUAAAUGGAUUAAGGAGAUCGAGACUAAUAAAAUUAUGACGAAGAAGAAGCUUUCGAAAAGAGAGGUAUUGCAGGGGUAUCGAGCCCAGAAUAGAUUUGACAUCCUGUGGGACGACAGCAUUUUUCCUGGUCUUUAUUCGGGCAGGGAUACGAAGAAAAGAGUGGUUGAUGACAAUACACUUACAAAGGAUCAGGAGGUGAACAAUAUGCUUACUCCUUUUACUUACAAUUCAGUAGCUAAGAAACCUAAAAAGCCUUAUGUACACAGUCCUGGUGUACAGAUGCAAUCCAGAAUGUAUGAGGAAGCAUCCCCUUCUCGCCCAGUGUUUAUGAAGGAUGAUCUACGUGUUUCUGAGCUUGAGAAAAUAACAGCAGAGCUUUUUAAAUUUGUUCAUGAUCUAGUAAAGAUGAGUGGAAAUAGUGCGGUUUUGGAUGCAAUGAACCAUUUUUCCAAUAGAAUUCAGAAAUGUGGCGUGAAAGCUCCUUCGAGUGUUGGAAAUGUUUCUUCUUUACACAAUGAUCAUGAAAAUAUGUCAAUAUAAUGUACAGUCGUUCAGUGCUAACAAGAAUUAUUUGGAAUUUUACUGUAAUCAAUAUGAUAUUGAUGUAAUUGCUUUGUCUGAGAUCUUUUCGGAAAGGAAAGAGAAUACCAAUAAGCUAGUAGAGUUUAAUCUUGUUCAGAAAUAUAGACCAGAUGGAUAUGGAGGGGUGGCCAUUGGUCUUAAAAAGUUCAUCAGGUUCUCGAAAGUCAGAUAUGACACGAAUUAUGACAUUGUCAUUGUUAGAACUAGCAAUUUGUCCAAGAACUUGUGUUUGGUCUCGGCUUACUUUCCUCCUUCUAUCUCUACGAAGGACAUGUGUGAUGAGAUAGAACGUUUACUCAUUUUUCUGGACAAUAUGAGCAAUAUCAUCAUUAUGGGAGAUUUUAAUGCAAGAAAUACAUCGUGGGGCGACUCUAUCACGACAAGGAAAGGUAGUGAGCUGGAAAGAUUGAUGUUUUCUUCAAACCUGAAGUGUGCCAAUAAUGGCAAGGCUACGUUUAGAAGAAAUUUGGAGUCUACCGGAUCGGUUCUGGACUUGACGUUUGUCAGUAUGAACUUGGACGUGAAUUGGAUGGUCUGUGAUUACUACCUGGGCGGCAGUAGGCACUUCCCCAUCUCUAUUGAGGUUGAAUUAUCUCCGAAAACACCUCAGAGAUUUUUAUGCAGAAACAAACUUCUUUCGUCGCUUGGAAAAGUAAAAUUGGAACCUGAUUUUGAAUUUAUUGAACAGACUUUCUCUUUGGAAAUUGUGGAUGCUACCUUCAGUCCAAAAGAGGGGCGCCAUCCUAAGUACUGGUGGAACGACCAUCUCCUGACACUCUUUAGAAGGCAAAUGGCGGCGAUGAAAAAGGCCAGAAGGAACCCUACGUAUUUAAAUCUGGAAUCUUCUCGCAGACAUAUUGAAAUUUGGAAAAAUGAAGUGGCGAAGGCCAAAAGAGAAAGUUUUAAGCAGAAAAUAGCCGAAGUUAAUGCAUCUACGAAUGCUAGAGAAACAUGGAAAUUUAUCAACUCUGUUAAAAACAGAGGACAACCGCCUAAGACUGUAUGGAGUUAUGACAAUAACUUAGAGUACCUCAAUUUACUUAAGAGUCAGGUACCUUAUUCUCAAUGUCAUUAUGAUUACCAUCUUGAUUUUUUGUCAAAUGACGAACACAUCUCAUUCAGUAUGACUGAUUUUGAGAAGUGUUUGGAAGGAAAACGCAAGAAUUCGGCUGGAGGGGCAGAUGGAAUAACGUAUGCCAUGAUUAGGGCUCUUUCUGACAAGUCUAAGGAGAAUCUGUUAACGGCUAUGAAUAAAGCAUUCUGCGAGAAUUUGAUAAGAGAUAGCUGGAGAGUCAUUAAGAUCGUCCCUAUACCAAAGCCCAAUAAAGACCACAAUGACAUUGCAAACUUCCGCCCAAUAUCAUUGAUAUCGGUCAUACUUAAAUGCAUGAACCUCAUGAUCAAAGACAAGUUGCUGGAUUAUUUUCAGGCUAAUGAUAUAAUCCCACAUAGAUCCUUUGCCUACAGAAAGAAUUACUCUACUGCAUCAUGUUUGAAUGAGUUUCUACACAGAGUUGCCAUCCUGAAAAAUAACAACUUGAAGGUAUUAGUACUAUCUCUUGAUAUCAGCAAUGCGUACAACUGCGUAAAUGUAGGAAUAAUGUAUAAUAUGCUAGCUGAGCUCGGAGUUAAUAAGAGUAUAUGUAGCUGGGUACGCAACUUUCUUUCAGAACGGGUUCUGAAGUUGGGUAAUGCUGAAGUAACGGUGAGAGAUGGACUUCCUCAAGGCAGUUGUUUAUCUCCCACUCUGUUUAACAUUUACACUGCGGGCCUACACAGUGUUGAAGACAGUAACACAAUGCUGUUUCAAUAUGCGGAUGAUUUUAUCCUAAUGUCCUUUGACUAUGAUUUUGACUGGGCAUUAAAUAAUCUAUGCAGAAAGACGUCUCAAUUCAAGGAAAUCUGUAGCUCUCUUAACCUCUCUUUUAAUCCGUCCAAAUGCUCUACGAUGUAUUUUGCAAAGAACAGCGUUAAGGAAAUUAAGCUUAUUGUUGAUGGAAAUCAAAUUGUGCAAGUCAGGAAGCUUAAGUUCUUAGGUAGAGUAAUUACAAACUCUCUCACGGUCAAAGAUCACUAUGAUCAUCUAGCGCCGUCUGUUAAGAAUAGAUCGAAUAUGAUUAAAUGUCUCACGCCACUGAAUGGUGGCUUUCACCCUAAGCUUGCUCUCAAUACGUACAAGGGCCUAGUUAGAGCCAAGAUUGAAUAUGCCAGAACAUCCACUGCUCACUCCCCUGCUUAUAUCAAUAAGCAUAUUGAGGUGUUGCAGAAUGAUAUCUUACGUAAAUGCCUAGGUGUCACUAGAUCAACCCCCACUCAUGUCAUUUAUGCCCUGGCCGAUGAGAUGCCACCUAAGCAGAGAGCCAAGUUUUUGACUGCAAAGGAAUUAAUGAGAGUUCACAUGCACAAUCCUACUUUGUAUGACAUAAUUUCAGAUAAUCCGCGUGUAAAGUCCAGCUAUAGUAACAUAUACUACGAAUUUAAGAACAUUUUUGAUAAUAUUAAGGUUGGUACCAAUUACGCACUACAAAAGAGUCUCAAGGUUCGUCUCAACCUAUUGCCUAGCAGGAAAAGUGACACUCCAGACGAGGUCAUAAGAUCAGUGUACUGCAGAGAAAUUGCCUAUUAUCGUGACAAUGAUUUUGAGAUUUUUGCAACAGAUGCCUCUGUGGCCAAUGCAUCGACGGGAUGUGGUGUAUAUAAUGCUUCUAAAGAUCAUCGAUACCUGUUUAAGAUUGAUUUUCGUUCCUCUUCUAUGUUCGGGGAACUUUGGGCUCUCCUAAAGGCUCUUGAAAUUGCUGUGGAGGACAAAGUUGUCAGCUGUGUUCUGUUUACUGACAGCCUUUCUGCUUGCAGAGCGUUGAUCAGUAAGGGCACGAGUAACUAUGUUGUUGGAGUAUUCCAUAACUUGCUGAAUUCUUCGAAAAUUGAUUGUCAUGUGGUGUGGUUACCCAGCCACAGAGGUAUUGGAAUAAAUGAGGAGGCUGAUUACUUGGCCAAGAUGGCCUCGUACUGCGGUGCUCCUUUGAAGCCCGAAUGACACAAAGAUGAUAAACAGACUCAUGACGGGUCAUACUUAUGACAAAGUGUUUCUGCACCGAAUUGGAGCGAUACUAAAUGCGAA
This is a messenger RNA of Stomoxys calcitrans (stable fly), 4365 nucleotides long. Its product is annotated as RNA-directed DNA polymerase from mobile element jockey. The coding region runs from base 1159 to 4281 and encodes 1040 amino acids. NCBI's taxonomy places the organism in Eukaryota, Metazoa, Arthropoda, Insecta, Diptera, Muscidae. The transcript has 2 exons. The record is from RefSeq and is a predicted model, not a curated record. Gene Ontology annotation, molecular function: nucleic acid binding; RNA-DNA hybrid ribonuclease activity.